This is a messenger RNA of Acanthopagrus latus (yellowfin seabream), 3369 nucleotides long. It is a transcript of the gene nucb2a, whose product is annotated as nucleobindin 2a. The coding region runs from base 1 to 1485 and encodes 494 amino acids. Gene Ontology annotation, cellular component: extracellular exosome; endoplasmic reticulum-Golgi intermediate compartment. NCBI's taxonomy places the organism in Eukaryota, Metazoa, Chordata, Actinopteri, Spariformes, Sparidae. The transcript is spliced from 13 exons. Gene Ontology annotation, molecular function: calcium ion binding. The record is from RefSeq and is a predicted model, not a curated record.
AUGAGGUCCGGAAUUCAUAAUAAAAUGUGCUGGAAUCGGGCCCUUGUCACCGGCUUGGCACUGGUGCUGGUCCAGAUGCUGUGUUUAGAGGGAGUCCCCAUCAGUAUUGAUAAGACAAAAGUGAAAGAGCCAGAGAAGACACCUGAAGAGCCUCCAGCCAGUGUGGACACUGGACUCCACUAUGACCGCUACCUCAGGGAAGUCAUUGAUUUUCUAGAGAAAGAUCAGCAUUUCAGAGAAAAGCUCCACAACACAGACAUGGAAGACAUCAAGCAAGGUAAACUGGCCAAAGAGCUGGACUUUGUCAGCCAUCAUGUCCGAACUAAACUGGAUGAGCUGAAGCGGCAGGAGGUGAACCGACUACGGACUCUCAUUAAGGCCAAGCAAGACCUUGAAGGUGGAAAUGACAUCGCAGUGGAUCACCAGGCUUUGUUGAAACAGUUUGAGUACUUAAACCACAUGAACCCACACACAUUUGAGGUGGAUGACCUGGAUCGUCUCAUCAGAUCUGCCACUAAAGAUCUGGAGAACUACGACAAAGAGAGACACGAUGAGUUCAAGAGAUAUGAAAUGAUGAAAGAGCACGACAGACGGGAACACCUGAAAACACUGGAUGAGGAUGACAGAAAGAAAGAAGAGGAGCACUAUGAGGAGAUGAGGAAGAAGCAUGCUGACCACCCUAAAGUCAACCACCCGGGUAGCCAGAAUCAACUGAAGGAGGUGUGGGAGGAGGCAGAUGGCUUAGACCCUGAAGAUUUUGACCCCAAGACUUUUUUUAACCUGCAUGAUACCAAUGGAGAUGGCUUUUUUGAUGAACAGGAACUGGAGGCACUCUUCACCAAAGAGUUGGAAAAGAUUUAUGACCCCACAAAUGAAGAAGAUGAUAUGGUGGAGAUGGAGGAAGAGAGGCUACGUAUGAGGGAGCAUGUCAUGAAUGAGGUGGAUUCUAACAAAGACAGGCUGGUCUCUUUAGAUGAAUUCCUGGUUGCUACAAAGAAAAAAGAAUUCUUGGAGCCAGAUAGCUGGGAGACUCUGGAGCAGAACCAGGCGUACACAGACGAAGAGAUGAGAGAGUUUGAGGAGCAUCUUGCUCAGCAGGAACAGGACCUCAACCUGAAGGCUGUUGACCUCCAGAAACAGAGGGAUGAGCUGGAGAGACAACAGGAGCAGCUUAAUGCACAGAAAAUUGAGCUGCAACAGGCGGUUGAGCAUAUGGAGCGGCUGAAAUCACAGAAGGUAGAACCCCCUCCAGAGGUUCAUGUUGACAGAAAUGAUAUACCAGAGAUACACGACAACCAGCUGCAAGUUGAACCAGAGGCCCAAGUACAAGAGCAUCAACCUGCACAGCAAAUUCCUCAGGACACACCUCAAGAACACCAUGAACAGCAAAAUCAAGUCCUAGACCAGCACGGUCUCCCCCAGGCACACCAGGAUCUGCCACCAGGCCACCAUGAAGCUGCACAAGGCGAGCAUAACAUGCCAUAAACAAAACUUGAACCUCCACCACCAGACUUUUGCAGCACCUCCUCCCCUCCCAACGUGCAGAGGAGCAGUCCCUCCUGACUAUUAGGUCUCUUUAACCAGCAUGAUGUGGGGGUUUGGAGGAUACUUGAGAUGGAGAGCAGCACAAAAGGAAUCCCUGUUGAAUGACGCUAGUGUUCGAUAAUAACUGUAAUCCUCAGAUUACAUUCCGGAAUUACAAUAGUAAACCGACUAAGGACAUGCAUCUUUAAAAUGUUAACACAAGCAUUUAAAGUUGUUUGAUCAAAUUUCGAAAUUAUUAAGAAUGUUUGGUAAAGAUUAUACAAAAAAAUAUAAUCUUGGUGAGCUAUGAUGUCCUGCUGUUUGCUGUUUGAAUUACAGAACCUCUAAGAUGACAUCAGCCUGAGCCUGUUGGAAAUGUGCAGUGCAGCUAUUGAGUUUUAAUUUAAUAGAUUUUGAUUUUCAGACCUGAUGACUCAAAUUACCCCAUACAUCUUUUUUUUUUUUUUUUUUAAGGAUUAGUUUACAUGUAUGAUUUGUGGUGAAAUUUAUUUCACUGUCAAGUAUUUUAGAAAUUGAGUACAAGAGACAUUUUUAAAAUCUAUCAAAGAAGCACUCAAGUCAUUAUAAACAGUAAUGAGCAUUUAAUUAAACCAUUUCACUUAAAACAAGUAAGGACUUCUUGAUGCAGAAAGGUACAGUAUCUCUUUACUGUAAUCCACAAGGGUUCAGUCAGACCUUUGUUGUAAACAUUACUAUUUCAGUCAUCUUCAGCUGAAGUCAUCACCACAUAUUAGGAUCUUUUAACCAGGAGCACCCUCAUGAAGCCACGUGGUUCAGAAUCAAGAACUCAACCAAAACUUUUUCUACUUUCUUAGUGUUGAUUCUGGUUGCUGUAAUAACUGUAAGUCGGCUGUUUACCUCUAAUGAAAUGUCUUUUCAUUGUCAUAUAGUCACGUAAGACAUCGUGUUCAGUUCUACAGAAAAUGGCCAUACUGGGCCACACUGCAGCUGCUCUCAUCUGACUUUGAUGUUGGAAUAAAUUAAGGUGCUCGGUUCUUCAAAUACAGAGAAACAUAAAGGGAAUCAAUAAAGUUUCCCCCCAUUCAACAAAUAUUUGACUUGAGUUCAUCGCAGCUCUUUAGAUGCUCAUGUUGUGGUAUGACAGGAAGUUCAAUUUUGGUCUGUUGUUCGUGCACAAAAUGUGUAUGUAACAUGUUUAUUUAUGAGUUGAUCAUAAUGGAUCAUGAUUUUGAAUUUGUUAAAUAAAAGUUUUGAAGAUGUAAGAUGUUAAAGCUCAUUUUAUCAGUUAAGGUGUAGAUUAUUACUCUGCUUUUCAAAGUGGUCUGUUUUAGUUACGUUAAUCUAAAGGGGCAAACCUCAAAGUCAAGAGGAGCUGCAUCCGACAUUGCCAGUGUCUUUUUAUUGUAUCAAAAUUAUAUCAUGGAUUUGCAUUCAGUUCACAUCAUUUGAUGUGUUACUUGGUCCUUAUUUAAGGAAACAUCUUUGCAUGGCAUAUCUUUUCCCCCAGAUAACCACUUUGGUGUUUUUCCAUGUCACAUGGUGGUUUCCUCUAGCUGGCAGAUUGUGGACAUGGCAAACCGCUGUUGAUUCAUUGGCACUUUGUAUGGAAGGCUUCUAUUGCAUUCUGUGAAAUAACAGGUCUGCCUUAUUAUGGUUUUAUCUUCUGCAUACUUUUAGACAUGGAAUACAUACUGUUGUGUUUUUGCAGUGUCAUUUGAUUUCUGUGUGCCAAGUGUUCCUUUGAGAUAAAGCUGCAUCAUAAUUUGCACAAAACUUUACAGUGUUCUCUGCUGACUUGCUGAUAGUCAUUUGACAAUACUGUACAACUCAGUUCAAGACAAUAAAACAAGUCAUGACCUUUCA